Caenorhabditis remanei is the source of this 414-nucleotide messenger RNA. RefSeq lists its product as uncharacterized. The transcript has 2 exons. NCBI's taxonomy places the organism in Eukaryota, Metazoa, Nematoda, Chromadorea, Rhabditida, Rhabditidae. The record is from RefSeq and is a predicted model, not a curated record. Bases 1 to 414 code for a protein of 137 amino acids.
AUGUUGAUGGUUACCUCCUCCGUGUGGAUGUUCAACUGGAUUCAUGGCAACUCCUCUGACACGUGGCCAGCUGUUUCUCUUUGCUUUGUACUUGUGGUACGAUCUUCCGGCCUUGAGAAGUGGCUUGUCGUGGAUGAACUGUCCGGUGUGCAUGCCUUCGGCAGCAACAACGGUGGUCUUGACCGUCUUGUACUUGUAAGGGUCGCGGAAAGCGACGACGGCGAGUGGAGCUCCUCUUCCUGGGUCGUGGAUGAUGUCCUUCACGAGUCCCUUGAUGUAGCCGUGACGCUCGGCAUAGUCGAGUGGGCGAAGCUUGGAGGCUCCCUUGCGGUGCUUGUUGUGGCUCUUGAAGAUACCACCAGCUCCUUUACGCUGGAUACGGAUACGGCGUCCCAUGUUACCCUAGAAAAAUGA